Miscanthus lutarioriparius is the source of this 1260-nucleotide messenger RNA. Lineage: Eukaryota; Viridiplantae; Streptophyta; Magnoliopsida; Poales; Poaceae. The record is from the annotation of a GenBank genome assembly.
AUGCAGAGCAUCGCGGCGUCCUGCUCGUCCGCCUCCUCCUCUAGAACCUGGGCCGCGGCGCGCCGCUCGCCCGCGCCCCCAUCCCGACCCUCCUCGCGCCACGUCGCCUUCUUGUGCUCCCAGUCCUCCUCCUCCUACCCCUCUUCUUCUCAUGGCUGCCGCUGGCCGGUCGCCGGCGCCGGCGCGCCCGCGCUCCCGCUCGACAUUCGCGGGGGCCUGCGCCCGCUGCCCUCGCCCCUGCUCGCGCCGGGCGUCGCCGCGGUGAGGACGCGGGCGGCGGCGGCGGCGGCCACGGCGUCGCCGCUGGCCGCCAGUAAGCCGGAGGGCGCCGGUCGCAUUUCACGGACCCUGCAGCUCGGGACCAUGAUCCUCGUCUGGUACCUCCUCAACAUCUACUUCAACAUCUACAACAAGCUGGUUCUGAAAGCGAUACCAUUCCCUUACACCAUCACUACCUUCCACUUCGCAUCCGGAUCCUUCUUCAUCACACUCAUGUGGCUACUCAAUCUGCAUCCCAAACCGAGGCUCUCCCUCAAACAGUAUGCAAAGCUCCUGCCUUUGGCUUUGAUCCACAUGCUUGGAAAUGUUUUCACCAAUAUGAGUUUGGGCAAGGUGGCUGUCUCCUUCACGCACACCAUCAAGGCCAUGGAGCCCUUCUUCUCGGUCCUCCUCUCUGUCUUGUUCCUAGGCGCGACACCUUCUCUAUUGGUGUUGGGUUCACUUGUUCCUAUUGUUGGUGGAGUUGUAUUGGCGUCCAUGACUGAAGUUUCUUUCAACUGGAUUGGAUUCUGGAGUGCCAUGGCUUCGAAUCUUACGAACCAAUCGCGGAACGUUUACAGCAAGAAAAUUCUCGCUGAUAAAGAGGACAGUUUGGAUGACAUAAAUCUCUUCUCGAUAAUAACUGUCAUGGCAUUCUUGUUAUCUGCUCCACUGAUGCUAUCUGUAGAAGGCAUCAAGUUUAGCCCAUCGUAUCUACAGAAUGCUGGAGUUAAUGUAAAAGAAUUAUGUGUAAGAGCGGCACUUGCUGGUACAUGUUUCUAUUUUUACCAACAGGUUUCAUACAGUUUAUUGGCUAGAGUAUCUCCUGUGACCCAUUCGGUUGCCAAUUCUCUUAAACGUGUGGUGGUCAUUGUGUCAUCCGUUCUCUUCUUCAGAACUCCAAUUUCACCUAUAAAUGCCUUAGGAACUGGUGUUGCUCUUGCUGGAGUUUUCCUGUACUCUCAGUUCAAGAAGUUAAAACCAAAGACAAAGGCUGCAUGA